AUGACUGAUGUGUGGAAUCCACCAAGAAAUGUCAGGAUAAAGUUCAUCAUUGUUUUAUCACUGAAAAGACAUAACAAUAUUUUUAGACUUUUCCUCUCUAGUAUUGCUCAACAACUUACAAGGCUCUUCGGUAUUCUUUAUCUCCUCUCUGGUUCCUUGAAUCAUCAACUCUGCGAUUUUACGAAACUUCUCAGCCUUUUUGGGUAUUUCGUCUUUUCUCCGAUUGGGGUUUCAGCUUCACUAAGGGUUUCAAAACAUGGGUAUUUCCUUUCCUCUUUCGUUUUGGGUGUACGAAAUUCCCUCCGUUUUGUAGCUCAAACGCUACAUAACUUCAACACCAUUUUCCUAAUCAUACUCCUGUCUAUAACAAAUCAAUCAAUUGUGAUGGAUACGGGUUUUCACCAUCAACAAACUUCAUCUCUGAACCAACAAGCUAUAUCGUUCCAAUCUAGCCCAAGAGACAGCAAAUCUGAGAUUAGUAUGAUUGGGGGUUUGGAUUUCCAUCGAAUGAAUGGUACACAUGGCAUGAUUUUUUCAGGGAAUUCUGCUAUAGUAAACAACAGUAGUUCAACAUUCACAGGAAUUGGGAAUUCCUGUGAUUCUAUUAUUGUUGAUUCCGUCCCGGAAUUGAAGCACAGAGCAGGCGUGGCUGUGGAGUGGUCUGUUGAAGAACAACAUAAACUAGAGGAAGCACUUCUCAAAUAUGCUGAUGAACCUGGAAUUAUAAGGUAUGUCAAGAUUGCUGCCACAUUGCGUAAUAAAACUGUUCGUGAUGUUGCUCUCAGGUGUAGAUGGAUGGCGAGAAAAAGACGGAAACAUGAGGAAUUCAGUUUGUGGAAGAAGUCAAAAGACAAGAAGGAUAAAUUGGUGGAAUUUUCCUCAAAGCCAAGUGUCGUACCACCAAUAUCAACAUUUAAUGUGGCUCCAUUUUCAGUUUCAAUGAAUAAUCGAGUCCAGGCUGAUGGUAAUCAUGUUGAAGCAGCUUUACAAGGCUCAAUAAGACAUUUGUUGGAACAAAACAAACAAGUUAUUGGUCAGAUCUCAACUAAUAUGUGUGCACUAAAGCUUCAAGACAAUGUCAACCUCUUCAGCCAGAUGAAGAACAAUAUAUCUGCCAUUUUAAACGACAUGAGAUUUAUUCCUGGGCCACCACUACCUGUAUCGCUAAACGAAGAUCUUGCCAAUACCAUUCUCUCCACUAAAAAUCAGACAAUGAUGUUCACCUCAUCAAGCGGGAUGCAUAUGAAACAAGAACCAGGUUCUUGGUGAGAAGACGAUUUCUUCAGUUUUUAGAUUCUCCAAGUACAGAAUUCAAUCCAAAUUUUCUUCAUGUAUUUUGAUUGCCCAUUUCGAUUGAAACCCAC
Messenger RNA from Lactuca virosa, 1364 nucleotides. The record is from the annotation of a GenBank genome assembly. Lineage: Eukaryota; Viridiplantae; Streptophyta; Magnoliopsida; Asterales; Asteraceae.